Cricetulus griseus (Chinese hamster) is the source of this 492-nucleotide messenger RNA. Lineage: Eukaryota; Metazoa; Chordata; Mammalia; Rodentia; Cricetidae. The record is from RefSeq and is a predicted model, not a curated record.
GCGGCGAGGGACCGUUAAAUUUGAAACUUGGCGGUUUCGGCGCGAUGGGGCGUGAGGUGUCGCCUUUGGGACAGAGUUGCGUGCACGCUUUCGUCUAGGAGCACGGGAAGACAGUCUCCGCAACUCCAGGACCAGCUGAAGGUUGAGGAAGGAAGGCCAGAUAGUCGACACCCGGGGGAAAAAGGUCUGCGGACGGGCGAGAGCAAGAACCGGGAAUGCAGGAUGGCGGCGGCCAGGAAGGAAGGGCUUGCAGCUAGUGAAGCCAUGUCCCUGGAGGGAGAUGAGUGGGAGCUGAGUAAAGAAAAUGUACAACCCUUACGACAUGGUCGGAUCAUGUCUGCGCUUCAGGGAGCUUUGGCACAGCAGGAGUCAGCCUGUAACACUGCUCUUCAGCAGCAGAAAAGGUAUGUGGUAGAACUAUCAGGGUCCAACUUGUUGGUCCCAGCUGUGGUAGAGAGCAUGGGUAUGAAACUGUAGAAAGUCCUAAGGAAU